GCAGUCGCCGGCGCGACAUGAAGCUGCUGUGUGUGCUGGUGCUCGCGGCGACGGCGGCGGCCUCCCCCGCCGACUACGCCGCCGCCAGGCAGCAGCUCGUGGAGCGGGAGGCGGCGCUGGCCUCGGGGGCGGGCCUCGUGCUGUCGCCGGCGGAGCUCGCCGUCAACGACGGGCUGAUGGCCGCCAAGCGCCGCGAGCUGCAGGCCGGCCUGCGCGACGUCAGAGCCUUCCCGCCGGCCAACCACUUCUUCCAGGCAAAAGAAGAAAUUGAAAAGUCCAAAGUUUUCGCUUUUAUCAAAGCGAUGCCCAAAGGCGCGAUGCUGCACGGCCACGACGUGGGCAUGGUGUCCACCGACUACGUGAUCGGCGAGCUCACGUACCGCGACCACCUGCACUCGUGCGUGGACGCCGAGGGCAAGCUGCGGCUGCGCUUCAUGGCGCGGCCCGACGCCUCCUGCAACUGGACCGAGCUGGCCGAGCAGCGCCGGCUGCAGGGGGCAGCCUCCGUCGACGCCUUCCUGCGGCGCCGCCUCUCGCUCGUCGUGGACAACCCCCAGGAGGAAUAUCCUGAUAUAAACACUGUAUGGAAGAAGUUUUCUGAGAUUUUCUCGACGAUCUUCGAGAUGGUGACCUACAGGCCUGUGUUCGAAGAAUACUACCACCAGACGCUGGAAGAAUUAUGGGAAGAUGGCUUGUUGUACUCGGAGCUGAGAGGCAUCCUGCCAGCCGCCUACGAGCUGGACGGCUCCACGCUCUCGGAGGCGGAGGUGCUGGAGUUGUACAAGAACGUGACGCUGCGCUUCAGAGAGGAGCACCCGGGCUUCUUCGGCGCGCGCUUCAUCUACGCCCCCAGCCGCAGGGCCAGCGACUCGGCCGCCGACCGCUACGUCGAGCUGGCGCUGCAGCUGCGGGCCGCGCACCCGGACUUCUUCCUGGGCUUCGACCUGGUGGGGCAGGAGGACCUGGGCCGCCCGCUUAGGGACUUCUCGCGCCAGCUGCUGGAGCUGGCGCCCCACAUGCCCUUCUUCUUCCACGCCGGCGAGACCAACUGGCAGGGGCUGACGGACGAGAACCUGGUGGACGCUGUGCUGCUGAACGCCACGAGGAUCGGCCACGGCUUCGCGCUGCCCAAGCACCCGGAGCUGAUGAGGCUCGUGCGCGAGCGGAACAUCGCCAUAGAGGUCAACCCCAUCUCCAACCAGGUCCUGAAGCUGGUGGACGACCUGAGGAACCACCCGUGCGCGAUGAUGCUGGCGGCCGAGAACUCCACCGUGGUGAUCGCCCCCGAUGACCCGUCCUUCUGGGGCGCCAAGGGCGUCAGCUACGACCUCUACCUCGCCUUCAUGGGCAUGGCGCCGGCCCAGGCCGACCUGCGGCUGCUCAAGCAGCUGGCUCUCAACUCCAUCAGGUACUCGGGGCUCGGCGACGGCGACAAGCAGUCUCUGGAGGCGUCCUGGCGGGAGCGGUGGGAGCGGUUCAUAGCCGGCAUGGCCGCCAACAGCACGGAGCUGUCCGUGGAGCAGCUGAGGGGGUGACCCCCGCCUCGCCCCGGGCCUAGACGGCGCUGCGGGAACAGCCGACCCCUGCUGGCGCCGACCCCACUCGCGGAACGAACAUAGGAAGUUUUAUCACCGCAUAUAAGAGUUUAUUUUGUUAUGGAAUGGCCCAUAUAUUAUCAAAUAUUACAAUAUUAUGAAAUAUUAUAAAAUAUCACAUUGUAUUAAUAAAAUACUUGAAUGUGA
This is a messenger RNA of Bacillus rossius redtenbacheri, 1742 nucleotides long. RefSeq names its product adenosine deaminase 2-like. The record is from RefSeq and is a predicted model, not a curated record. Gene Ontology annotation, molecular function: adenosine deaminase activity. The transcript has 8 exons. NCBI's taxonomy places the organism in Eukaryota, Metazoa, Arthropoda, Insecta, Phasmatodea, Bacillidae. Gene Ontology annotation, biological process: inosine biosynthetic process; adenosine catabolic process. The coding region runs from base 18 to 1535 and encodes 505 amino acids.